Hibiscus syriacus is the source of this 636-nucleotide messenger RNA. RefSeq lists its product as uncharacterized. NCBI's taxonomy places the organism in Eukaryota, Viridiplantae, Streptophyta, Magnoliopsida, Malvales, Malvaceae. The transcript is spliced from 3 exons. The record is from RefSeq and is a predicted model, not a curated record. Bases 45 to 539 code for a protein of 164 amino acids.
ACAAAGCAUAGAGUUAACUUUGUUUCGGUAUUCAGAUCCAGAGAAUGGCGAAACCCAGAAAGCUAUUCAGCUGCUGCUCUCUGUUAAUGGCAAUCAUGUUUGGUUUGUCUUCAUCUGUUCAGUUAAAUGACCCUGAUUGGUACUUCUGGUUUCCCCUGUAUUCUUGUGCUUGUAUUGUUAAUCUGCUAAAUUGGAGAAUCUCCCCAAAAGGAUCAAUCAAACAUAUUGCAAAAGUAGCACUGUGCCUUGGAGUGGUCUUGUUUCUUAAGGUUGUGGUUGAAGAUUUUGUAAGUAUGAUAGCUGGAUUCUGGUCAUUAGAUUUGACCCAGAGAGUUGUUAGGGAGAAAACUGGAAGUUUGUUGGUUAUCAUCUCCAUGAUUUUGCAUUUGUUAUCUUUAUCAGAACCGAACGAUCACAAGCCAGGAAAGAAGAGGGAAGAUGGGAAAGCUGUUGCAUAUGGAAUGGCAAGCUUAGUGGGUUUCAGUUACGGGCUUCCGUUUGUGUUCUUUGUGAUUCAGAAAGGGGAAAUGCAGUUCUGAAAAAAUCUACCAUAUACCAUACCAACACACUUCAGUCAUCUUAGGAACUGCUAGAAUUUUGCUAAUGAACCGAUAAACAUUACCAUAUUUCUGAUUG